AUGGACGAGAUGGCUCUGUGGUUAGACCACGAACAUUCUAACUGGAAGUUCCGUGGUUCGAACCCGACCUCUGCAUUUCGACUUCCACUUUCUAGGCUUGAGGAACAUGGCGGUGUCCCAGCCCUCAUGCCUCGAGUAUCAUGGCAACCAGGCAUCGAAAGGGUGCUACAGCUGAAGACUUUUUUGUAUCAGGUUUUCCGCGUCAUGGACAGUACCGAGCGACGUCGGCUAAACCGACUGCUUCGUAAGCCAACUCCUCCGGGAUUGAAUAGACCGAGUGGUUCUAAAGCUCGCCUAGUGGGUCGAAAUUCUCACCGACCGUCCCGCAGUGGACCCUCAUCAAGCACUUCAGCCCUCCCCACAAAUGCUGCGACAACCUCAGGCAGUGAUGAGGCGAAGCAAAGUGGGAUUUCGGUGGACGUUGCCAAACUCUGUGCGGAAAUGUGUGGUAUUUCGAAUCUGUCUACACCGGCGGCCAUGUUGCUGCAAAAGCAUCUGAAUCAAAUCGCACGUCUUUUAGUUCACAAUAUACUGCGCGUAAUGGAACAAAGCCGUCGUGGUGUUCCACAGGCUUCAGAUGUGGACUUAGCAUCAGUUCUAAUUGGUCUGGAGGCACCAUUCGGUUCAACACCAGCGAAUUUCCUGCCUAUACGAACGGGAGGGCGGACCGCAACCUCUGGGCCGGGUGGUAAAGUAUUCUUCAUUCGGCCGGACAAGGAAAUCGAUGUGAAGGCGCUCCUUCUUCGAGAACCGGCGGGAGUGCUGUACGACGUUAGUGUCGUUGCUCAUUGGCUCGCAGUGAACGGCAAGCAGCCGGUUUCACCGCAGAACCCUCCACCUGACUUCCUCGCAAGAAUGAGGCAGUUUAGCGGCUCGAUCGGUAAGCGCGAGUCCGGUCAAUCAGUGGACCGCAAUGAUGCCACUUCAGAAGAUCCCACCCAUGGAAAACGUCCAAAUCCGCCGCUUAGUGCAAGCAAAGUGCGAUCAAUUGCGGAUGGCGAUGUUGUCAGUGGUGUUCCUCAUCCCAGAACAAUUUCUUCCAUAUCCGUGGAGCGACGUCCCCAUGAAGUCAGUCAAGAGGUGAUGAUCUACUUCCGAGAAUUAACCGAAGCCUGUGUGGGUGCGUGUGAAAAGCGUCGACAUGAGGCAUUGGACAACGCCACUUUGGACCCGGGGUUGCAACCAAUCCUACCCUAUUUGGUAACGUUCAUCACAGAGGGGGUUCGCGUCAAUGUUACCAACCACAAUCUGGCUAUUCUAAUCUAUCUGAUGCGAUUGGUCAAAGCUCUCGUAGACAAUUCCCAUAUUUCUUUGGAGCCUUAUCUGCACCUGCUUGUGCCAACAGUGAUCACGUGUGUGCUCAAUAGACAGUUGUGUGCUAAACCAAUCACCGACAACCAUUGGGCUUUGCGUGAUUUUGCCGCGAAACAGCUGGUCACCUUGUGUAAUCGUCAUAACACCUCAACCAACGAACUAUACAACCGGGUCACACGAGAACUUUCGAGCUCCCUGCACAGUUGGAUCGAUGGAGCCAGUGCGGUAUCCGGUACGGAUUCCGGUGCAAAGUUGUCGGACGUGGUUGAUUCAAAGCUUUCCACAAACCGGACUGACCCUGCGAGAUCGGACAAGGUCUCAAGUACUUUGGACAAGCGGAGUACAAGUUUGGGUACCGCCGUCAACUCCAUGAACACUUUGUAUGGGAUCUUGGUUGCGCUGGCCGAAUUCGGUGCUCAGUCCCUUCGGAUUUUGGUGUUUCCCCUUUUACCUUCACUCUGUCAUCGGCUGACCUUGAUGGUGGAACCACCGUCAACACCAACCACAGAGUCUGUGGAUUCACUGUCCCCAUUUCAGCCAUCAACCAACCGCCUUUCACCGGCAGAUCAACGUUCUUUCGACUUCCUCAAGGUUAUGCUGACGAACCGAAUCGCUCCCUUGCUUGCGGAUUGGAGAACCCGUCAGAAUUUGGGUACCACAUUGGAUGACUACCGUGCGGCCUAUAAGUGUAUGGCUACUUGCCUGCACUUAGCUAGUCGUUCUGCAUCAUCAAGUGGCAACGUCAGCACUUCAACAGGCGGUGGAACUUCGCACACGAACACUACGUCAUCCAGUUCAGACAUUCUCCCGCGACCUUCUUUAGUGACCAACUCCAGUAUAACGGUUGUGACGACAACGAAACAGGAAGACAUCAGUGGUCGGACCCCACUUCAUCUCGAGAAACGCCCCCGGUAUGGAUGGGUUGUACUUCCACUUUUUCCCCAUUUUGUAAAUAAAUUCCCUUUUUUCUUGCGCAUUAUUCAUUGA
Opisthorchis viverrini is the source of this 2301-nucleotide messenger RNA. RefSeq lists its product as hypothetical. Lineage: Eukaryota; Metazoa; Platyhelminthes; Trematoda; Opisthorchiida; Opisthorchiidae. Gene Ontology annotation, biological process: transcription initiation at RNA polymerase II promoter; RNA polymerase II preinitiation complex assembly. The transcript has 9 exons. The coding region runs from base 1 to 2301 and encodes 766 amino acids. The record is from RefSeq and is a predicted model, not a curated record. Gene Ontology annotation, molecular function: transcription coactivator activity; RNA polymerase II general transcription initiation factor activity. Gene Ontology annotation, cellular component: transcription factor TFIID complex; SLIK (SAGA-like) complex; SAGA complex.